AUGUACUAUAAGGCACUAAAAUAUGGCGUCCUACUUCGUGUGAAAAUUCCAGCUUUUCCACAUGAACGAGGAGACGACGCCAAGGCAUUAUGCGCAGCACCAUACAUGCACAAAACUGAUUUCGUCGUUGAAGGUUAUGGAUCCGUGCCGGUGAUCAAUGGUGAUCCAAAAUGGUUGCCUAUAAGAGUUAGGGCAUUCCUCGGAUUUCACACAAAGCUCAUGCGACCGGCUGCGAUACACAUUUGUAAUGGUUCGUUCAGUGAAGCUGAGUACCUCACAGCGACUCUGGAGCAAAUGGGCGUUCUGGAAAAGUUGACCGGUCGUGACAACGUCUUCGUGGCGCGAACUGAUCCCCAAGAUUCCACAGAAAAACCAGUGUAUAUAUGCACCACAAAGCUAGAGGACAUAGAAGCCAGGUGCAGUAGAGGAAACAAAACGAACCUAUAUCCCAUACGAGCAUUGUGA
Ostertagia ostertagi is the source of this 465-nucleotide messenger RNA. The record is from the annotation of a GenBank genome assembly. NCBI's taxonomy places the organism in Eukaryota, Metazoa, Nematoda, Chromadorea, Rhabditida, Trichostrongylidae.